Messenger RNA from Alternaria arborescens, 1347 nucleotides. RefSeq lists its product as hypothetical. The transcript has a single exon. NCBI's taxonomy places the organism in Eukaryota, Fungi, Ascomycota, Dothideomycetes, Pleosporales, Pleosporaceae. The coding region runs from base 1 to 1347 and encodes 448 amino acids. The record is from RefSeq and is a predicted model, not a curated record.
AUGGUGAAUGCCAAAUAUGUCGCCUUUACAGUCAACAAGCAGACUCCAUUCCUGCAGACACCGGAUCAAGCCUACGCAACCGUGAUCAACUGUCGGCGCCCCGGCGGGAAGCGUGCGGGGCUGGCGCAAGAGGUACGGUCUCACAAUGUGCCCUUGGCAAUGGUCGAAGGCAGUUUGAAGCGCAAGCGGGGCGACGAGGGCAGAAAGGACUCUGAGCAGGCGGCAAACCCUGCUGUCUACUCGGGAAACGAUGCGACGACUCCACUCGUUGCGGCACCGGCCCGCCAGCUGCUAAAUCAACAGUGGCAGCAGCGCAAGCCGACGAGAUUACGGAGGGGCAAGAUCUUGUCCAAAGGCGUCGACUUGGACUGUUGGUUCAUCAUACUUUCGUAUUCGGACCCUGCGCAACUGCUGGAGAUGCGUAGCAAGAUUGCCUCAUGCUAUCGGUUUUUGCGGGAUAACCCCAUGCUCUGGAAGCAUAGCAGGGAUUACUACUACGGAAACGACAUGCCGGACCCACCUCCAGGUCUCACCGAGUUCCAGUUCGCCCAUCUGCGUCAUGGGCAUGGCUGUAUGGACUGCGGUGCGCCAAACACUCGCAAGACGUUCUGGGCCUUUCUGCGUCGCAUGUGCAAAGACUGUCUCAACAACCAGGUUGUCAAGGAAUACGAUGCAAUUGCCCAGCUGCGGGGCCUAAACGGCGAAGACGUUUCUUACAUCCGUGCUGCUCUGCCCAGUGGUAUCUUCGAUUCUUGGGGCAACUUUGUCGGCGUGGGGCCCGCGAGUACGCAUGCGUUGAAGACCAUCUACCUGCGGUCAGAUGUACAGAAGCUCGUUGCCGAGUUCCACAGGGAGUCAAGAGAGAAGACUCCCAACACAGAAGAGACUGCCGCAUGGUGGACUGAAUGGCUGGCUGCAAAGGCCAAGCAGGUAGAAGAGCGCCAGAUGUUUGCAAAGAAAAUGGAGCAAUGGGAAGAGAUGCAGCGAACAGCUAGGACCUCCGACUAUAACGCAAAGAAGUCACGGCGCAAGAACUUUUUCAAAGAAAAGGCGUCGCAACUGACUCCGCCCAUCAGCGUCAAAGAGCUAGAAGCCUGCCCGGCCUACAAGCGUGCCAUCACCAUUCCUAAAGAUCCCAAUAACACGUCCUGGGAUCUCCUCAAGCCCAAAAUCGUCAAGGAAGCAGCCGAGAACGCAGCCAAGAGGAAUAUGGAAGAGUCGCGACCACCAACAGCAUCCAACUCUGGCAUUUCCACACCUACCAGCAGCCUAGACGGUUACCCACACCCGCAUCCCUAUCUCGGUAUGAUCAUGGGUAUGCCUCCGCACAACGGUCAUCUGUAUUGA